This is a messenger RNA of Malassezia pachydermatis, 1152 nucleotides long. RefSeq names its product ras-related gtp-binding protein a-like protein. Gene Ontology annotation, molecular function: GTP binding; GTPase activity. The coding region runs from base 1 to 1152 and encodes 383 amino acids. Gene Ontology annotation, cellular component: nucleus; Gtr1-Gtr2 GTPase complex; fungal-type vacuole membrane. The record is from RefSeq and is a predicted model, not a curated record. Gene Ontology annotation, biological process: positive regulation of TOR signaling; cellular response to amino acid stimulus; cellular response to starvation. The transcript is spliced from 4 exons. NCBI's taxonomy places the organism in Eukaryota, Fungi, Basidiomycota, Malasseziomycetes, Malasseziales, Malasseziaceae.
AUGAAACGCAAGGUACGGGCUGCGCAGCUGUCGACGCUAACGCAGCAGAUUUUAUUGAUGGGCAAGUCCGGUACGGGCAAGACCUCUAUGCGGUCUUUUAUAUUCUCGUCGUAUCGUUCGGAAGACACCAAACGACUGGGCAGUACAAUUGAAGUCGAACACUCGCAUGUACGCUUUCCUGGCAACCUUGUUUUAAAUCUAUGGGAUUGCGGUGGUCAGAAAUCGUAUAUGGAUAGUUAUAUGAACGCUCAACGCAACCAGGUGUUCAGUGCCGUGGGUGCACUUAUCUACGUCGUGGAUGUGGUGAGCACGGAAGAUGAGAAUGAUGACACACAUGAAUGGGAAUCGGAUCUACGCUAUUUCAGGGAUUGUGUCUCUGCCCUUAACACUCACUCGCCUGAUGCGGAGGUAUUCUGUUUGCUGCAUAAGAUGGAUUUGAUUGAGCCGUCACGUCGUAAAGAGCUGUACAUGAGCCGCGUGCAGGACUUGCGCAAAAAAAUCCGGGAGGUACUGAAGGAACAUGCUUCGUCGCCCAAUGCUCGUGAUAGCAUGCAUCUACACUGCUAUGCUACCAGUAUUUGGGACGCUACACUAUACAAGGCAUGGUCCAACAUUGUGCAUACGAUUGUGCCUGAAGUCCAGCGCUUUGAGACGCACCUUGCGAGCUUGGCCGAUAUGUGCUCUGCGACAGAGAUUGUCCUUUUUGAAAAGGCAACGUUUCUCAUGAUGUCUCGUUUUUCACGGCUCCAACGGGAAACCCAGAAUGAAGACAUGGACAAUCAUGAUACCUAUACUGUCAAGAUGCAGGACAAAAACGAUACUGAAAAGGUUCUAUUAGCGGGCCUCACAGGCUCUUUGGUCACCGAUUCCUCACCUGCUACUAAGAAGGGUGUUACUUUGAGUGAUGAUCGAUUCGAACGUAUCAGUGAACUCGUAAAGCAUUUCAAGAUUUCAUGCUUGGAAUCACAAUACCAGGUGCAGGCAUUGGAGCUACGUACUUCGACCUUUAUGGCCUACAUGGAUGCCUUGACGUCAAGUACCUACAUACUUGUAAUUGUGUCUGAUCCACGAAUCCAGAUGAGCGCUGUUAAAAGCAACGUGGAAUUGUGUCGCCAACAGCUGGACCGCACACCCCCGAGUCCGCAGCCAUAG